AUGUCGUUCCUCGGUGGCGCAGAAUGCUCUACGGCAGGGAACCCCCUCACACAAUUCACAAAGCAUGUCCAGGAUGAUAAAUCACUACAGCGCGACCGGCUGGUCGGCCGGGGACCAGGCAUGCAAGAAGGCAUGCGCUCACACAACAUGAUGGGAGGACAGGACCAGAUGAUGGACGAAUUCAUGCAACAACCAGGACAACAACUAAACGGACCCUCGCCGCAACCGUUCGCAAUGGAGCACAUGCGUCGUGAGUUGGAUAAUUUCCAGACGCAGCCAGCCCGCACUGGGUCGCCUGGGUGGGCAGGAGAGUUCGACUCGGGCGAGCAAGCGCGCAUGGAAGCCGCAUUUCCGGGCCAAAUGAAUAACGGAUCCGGGUUCAAUCCUGCCGAAUUUGCCCGCUUCCAACAGCAGAGCCGUAUGGGUAUGCCGCAGACGUCGAGCCCCGUUGUCCAGAACGCGUCGCCUAUGAUGUCGGGGUAUCAGCGGUCGAUGGCAAUGGGUGGUUUCAUGGGCGGUAUGGGCAGUAUGGGGAUGAUGCAUCAGCCUAUGAUGGGUGGUAUGGGGAUGCAGCAGGGGCCUAUGGAGGGACAGACACAGGAUAAGGGCAAGGGACGGAUGGUGGAGCUCGACGAUGAGAAUUGGGAGGCGCAGUUUGCUGAGAUGGAGACUGCGACGGUUGGCAACGAGGCCCGGACGGAUGAAGAGGCCAAUGCGGCAAUUGAGGCGGAACUGAAUGAUUUGGACAGGUCAGUGCCCUCCAUUGACGCGUUUGAGUCUGUAUGGCAACGGGUCCAGGCUGAGACCGCAACGAGCAGGAAACUUGCCGAGGAAGAUGACUUUAAAGUCACCGAUAAUUUGCAUGUUGGUGAUCUCGGUGACUGGGAUGGAUUUGAUAGUCUUAACUCUCGCUUCCGGGAUCCCCAGCUUGGCGACUAUAUGUUUGAGGAGGAUAAUGUCUACCAGGCUGUCGGUAAUCCCUUCGAGGAGGGAAUGAAGAUCAUGCGCGAGGGUGGUAAUUUGUCGCUGGCAGCGCUAGCUUUUGAGGCUGCGGUUCAAAAAGACCCGCAACAUGUGCAUGCUUGGACGAUGCUAGGCUCUGCGCAGGCGCAGAACGAGAAGGAGUUGCCCGCUAUUCGUGCAUUGGAACAAGCCCUGAAGGUCGAUCCCGGGAAUUUAGAUGCAUUGAUGGGCUUGGCUGUCUCGUACACAAACGAAGGUUACGACUCAACCGCCUACCGCACACUCGAGCGUUGGCUGUCUCACAAGUACCCAACAAUCAUCGACCCGAAGGAAGUAUCCGGCGACUCAGACCUCGGCUUCACAGACCGACAACUCCUACACGACCGCGUAACAGAACUAUUCAUCCAAGCAGCCCAGCUCUCCCCCUCAGGCGCUCAGAUGGACCCCGACGUACAAGUCGGACUGGGCGUUCUUUUCUACUGCGCCGAAGAAUACGAGAAGGCCGUGGACUGUUUCUCCGCCGCCCUCACCUCCACCGAAACCGGCAGCACCAACCAACAAGAGCAGCUCCACCUCCUCUGGAACCGACUCGGCGCGACCCUCGCUAACUCCGGCCGCUCCGAAGAAGCCAUCGAAGCCUAUGAGCAAGCCCUCAACAUCAACCCCAAUUUCGUGCGUGCCCGCUAUAACCUAGGUGUAUCCUGCAUCAACAUCGGCUGCUAUCCAGAAGCCGCACAGCACCUGCUAGGCGCGCUAUCCAUGCACCGCGUCGUGGAACAGGAGGGCCGCGAGCGUGCACGUGAGAUCAUCAGCGACGGAGUGCAUCCAGAUGGCCUCGACGACGAGCGUCUCGAGCGCAUGCUACAUAUCAGCCAGAAUCAGAGCACGAAUCUGUACGACACGCUGCGUCGUGUGUUCAGCCAGAUGGGUCGUCGGGACUUGGCUGACCAGGUUGUCGCCGGCAUGGACGUGAACAUUUUCCGCAAGGAGUUCGAAUUCUAG
Molecule: messenger RNA, 1965 nt
Organism: Penicillium vulpinum
Lineage: Eukaryota; Fungi; Ascomycota; Eurotiomycetes; Eurotiales; Aspergillaceae
Product: tetratricopeptide repeat protein
Exons: 2
Coding region: 1-1965 (654 amino acids)
Biological process (GO): protein import into peroxisome matrix, docking
Cellular component (GO): peroxisomal membrane; cytosol
Molecular function (GO): protein binding
Source: RefSeq, a predicted model, not a curated record